Messenger RNA from Exophiala spinifera, 1017 nucleotides. RefSeq lists its product as uncharacterized. Gene Ontology annotation, cellular component: cytoplasm; cytosol. The transcript has 2 exons. The coding region runs from base 1 to 1017 and encodes 338 amino acids. Lineage: Eukaryota; Fungi; Ascomycota; Eurotiomycetes; Chaetothyriales; Herpotrichiellaceae. Gene Ontology annotation, biological process: secondary metabolic process. Gene Ontology annotation, molecular function: carboxy-lyase activity; hydrolase activity. The record is from RefSeq and is a predicted model, not a curated record.
AUGGCGAACCAAAUACCCGAAAAGAUUGACGUCCACAGUCAUUUCUUGCCGCCAUCAUACCGCGAACAUUGCAAGGCAAAUGGGCACAGUGCCCCUGAUGGCUUUCCCAUUCUACCAGAAUGGAACCUGGAUGCCCAUUUGAAGAUGGCCAAUGACUUGAACAUCACAAAGUCUUACCUAUCGAUUUCGUCCCCAGGGGUUCACCUCGUGCCCGGCGAUGACCAACUCGCGCGAAAAGUAUGUCGCGAAUGUAAUAUGGCUGGUGCCGAGGCGAAGAUACGCUUCCCCGAUCGCUUUGGACUUUGGGCGUCACUCCCCUUGCCGGAUGUCGAGGGCAGUCUGGCUGAGCUCGCAUAUGCGUUUGAUGAGCUGAAGGCCGACGGAGUGACGGUCCAUACCAAUACUCAUGGGUACUACUUGGGGCAUCCCAAGUUUGACGCUGUCUGGGCCGAGCUCGACCGUCGAAAGGCGAUCGUCUUUGUGCACCCGACUUCCGGUUGCACUAUGCAGCAGACAACAGCAUGCCCUUUGCCUGAAUAUCCCAAUCCGAUCUUCGAGUUCUUCUUCGACACCACCCGGACCGUGAUCAACCUGUUCUACACCGGCACAGUUGCACGGUACCCCAACGUCACAUACAUCAUCCCCCACGCCGGAGGUUGCUUGCCACCUGUCAUUGAAAGGUUCUCGUUGCUCGGACGUUCCAUUCCUGACAUACCUGUCGACAGCUCUGUCAAUCCAGAUUUUGUAAAGUCGAAGCUGAAGACAAAUUUCUACUUCGACAUGGCAGGAACCCCUUGGCCUGAUCAAUUACCGGCUUUGCUCGCGUUCGUCGACAAGGACCACAUUUUGUAUGGAAGCGACUAUCCCUUUACUCCUGCUGAGAUUGUUAAAAAAUUGGCUGGCGCGAUGGAAAUUUUCAUGCCGCGAGCUUUCGAGACGGAGGAGCAGCGAAAGAUGGCCUACAAAACGAACGCUGAAAGACUGUUUCGCGAGCAGGCUGCGGCAAAAAGAACGUGA